Cydia amplana is the source of this 688-nucleotide messenger RNA. RefSeq lists its product as uncharacterized. NCBI's taxonomy places the organism in Eukaryota, Metazoa, Arthropoda, Insecta, Lepidoptera, Tortricidae. The coding region runs from base 34 to 663 and encodes 209 amino acids. The transcript has 4 exons. The record is from RefSeq and is a predicted model, not a curated record.
UCGAUAAAGGAAACAAGCACACCACAAGCCACCAUGUUUAAAACUGCAGUAUUUCUUUUGGUAAUAUUCGCCGUCAUAUUUAAAGCCAAUACUUUACAAUGUUACGUGUGCUAUGAUUGUGAAAACUUUAGUGACGAAUAUCUAACAUCCUGCGACUCGUUGCUUUCUACUACUACUACAACUACUGUUAGUGUCGCGCAAGUCUCGCAACCUACAUCUACUAGUACCUCUACGAGUACCUCACCAAGUACAACGCCUUCCUCUACCAGCUCUAGUACCGAAUCAACUACUUCAAGUUCUACUACUAAUACUACCGAAUCAACUACCUCAAACUCUACUACGACGUCUACUACAACACCUACUACGAAUACAACGACGACAACUCUAGCUCCUCAGUCGCAAGUCUCAGAUUUUGCAGAGAGACUAGAGAGGGCAAAUACGAGUACAACGUGGGAGUGUGUCAAGGGAACUCUUCCAGUGAACGGCUCCAGCGUGGUCGUCCGCGGCUGCGCAGCGGGCCGUACCAACGAAACCUGCAACAUGUUUGGGCUGAGCUCCUGCUCGUUCUGCUCAACUGACAAAUGCAACGGAGCUGGUUCUAUACAAGCAUCGGCUGCUGUUUUAGCCGUAGCAUUUUUCGCGUAUAUAGUUAAGGACUUUUAAGGUCGUAUAUGCAACGUGGUUAGAC